AUGACGCGGUUCAGGCGCAUCGCCACCGCGGCGCUCGCGAUCCUCGCGCUCGCGGCACAUCCGCUCGUCGUCGAAUCGAUCGACCCUGGCGCGGCGAAAUUCGUCGAUGCGCGUCGCGCCGGCGGCGAUGACCCGUCCGCCGGCGAGGGGAACUCGCGAGCAGAAGCUUCCUCUCCCCGCGUCGAGCGCACGCGGGACGGCGGCGUCCACCGCCUCUUCGCGCGCGCGAUCCGUCGCUCGCUCGAUCGCAUCCGCGCCAAUCGCGAGGAUGACGCGCCAGAUCCCAUCGCGUGGUCGCAGCCGACGGCGCACUCGACGUCUCCGAUCGAGCCCGCGUCGCGAACCCUCCCGCGAAGGCUCAAACUCGAGCCCCAGCAACGACGCCGCUCGCUGCAGCAGGGCACCGACAUCUCCGGCUGCCCCGACCUCGCGUCCGGCGAUCUCAAGUUCUCCGUCACCACCUGGUCGUCGCUUCCCUCCGAGGAUCUCGUCCGCGUGGGCGCCGUGGACGCCGCCAUCACGGGCGGAGCCGCCGCAGCCAGGGAGAUGUACGUCUCGCUCGUCGUCACGCACAAAAAGGCGGACGCGUCGGUGAACCUUCGAGGCGUCACCGUCGCUUUCGAAUUUUCGCGAACCGUCGUCGUCGACGAAUCGACGGGCGAGACCGAGGUUGCCGAUCCGAGCCGGUUCGUGUUCAUGUGCUGGGGCGCGCAGCUCCUACCCGCCGCCGUCGACGGCUCGGACGGCGGGCACAGGUCGGUUCCGUGCUCCGAGCUCACCCUCGACAUCGACGCCGUGGGCCCGCGAGUGACCUUCGGGGACGUGACGCUCGGCCCGGGUGAGUUUCUCGCCGGCGGAUACAGCAACUUUCUCUUCAGCUUCAAGGAGAUGGGCGCGAUGCCGAUGGAAAACUCCGUCACCUUACUCGCGCCGUUCUGCGACGACGCCGCGGUGGACAGGCCAGCCGCCGAGCUUCCUCUCCUCGCGCCGACGUUCAUGCUGGGCUGGAACCCCAACAAGCACCUUGAGCUCUCGGCGUGCCCGGCGCUGCUGGACAUGGUGUUCCACUCGCUCGUUCCCGAAGUGGACGCCGGUGACACGUCGACCACGAUCGCAUCCGGGGUCGUCGGGCAUAGGAGCUGCGCCAGCAUGGACGUCACCGGAGUCACCGUGCCGGUACCUUACGCGAGAACCGUGGACCCGGCGUCGUUUGAGACCGGGUGCUCGGGAAUCCAGCUGGCUCUCCCGGCUCCGACGUUCCGAAGCGACGGCAUGUCCGCGAUGCAGGGCAUGGAGCAGCCUGCGCUGACAUGUGACGACGUCGUCGUGACAAUGACAUCCGACGGACUUCGCAUCAGCUUCGUGGACGGCGCGCUCAAGCUUUGUCCCGGCUGUUUCCUUGUAGGUGGACCCGAUAACGUGAUGGCUUCGUGGCGGACCCUUGACGGAUCCGACGCGAGCUUAAUUCCCAUCGGCCCACCCGCUAUGCCGUACUGCGGCGCGGGACCGGACAUGUCUCUGACCGCGGAGGUUGGACCGGUGACCCCGUGCAACGCCGAGGAGAACGCAGAGCUUGACGGCGAGGUUCUGAACGGCGGUACGUUUCUCACGUCAUCCGCCGGCGCGUGCUGCCUGGCGUGUCAGGAGAACCCAGGAUGCAACGUUUGGACGUUUUGCACCGACGAGGGAGGAUGCGGAGGAGCCGCGCCGACGUACAGCUACAGUCGAUGCAGCCUCAAGUACCAGGACCCCGCGCAGCUGUCCCCUGGACCCGCACCGGGGAAGCGAGGUCCGGAGAUCACGUUCACGUCCGGGAGCCUUCCUGAGAAGGAGACUGAAAUUUUCGUCGCGGACACGGUGCAGCAAAUUCGUAACGAAACCGGUGAAACGUGCGCAGUCUGCCAGAUCGAGGAUGCAGCGAACUACAAAGGCGAUCCGCUCAUUGACGGAACCAACCUUCUGGUUGACUCCCCCGAAGCCUGCUGCGCCAAGUGCGCCGAAGAUGACAGGUGCAACAGUUUUGUGUACUGCGGAUCCGAGUCCGGCUGCGGCGGCGAGUACUACGACUAUAAACACCGCGAGUGCUGGCUCAAGUUCCUGGCGGAAGACAUGUGGACGCAGUUCCCCGUUCCGGCGUGGAACAGGGGCGAGGGUAUACCCUGGACGAGCGGCAUCGUGAACCGAACGAGGUGCGUCGAGAGGGUCUUCCCGCCGCCUUCGCCCCCGGCCAUCGUCACGAUCCCCCUUCCGCAGCCACCGCCGCCGUCGCCAGAGCAACCCUCGCCGGUUCGCACUGCACCCACGACGUGCUCCGAAGGUGCGUCGAGCAUCGCCGAGCUGUGCACCGGCGUGUUGCUGGGUCAAGAGGAGAGCCUCGAGGUCGACGACGCGAGCGAGUGUUGCGGGGUCAUCACCUGGAUGAACGCCGACGAGCGAAGGUGCUUCUGCGAUUCGGGCGUCGUCGACUCGCUCGGCCGGCUUGCGGAUCCCCUCCUACUCGUGGGUGGGAUUGUGUGCGAGGUCGAGAUCCUCAGCGGAGACGCAUGCGCGCCAGCUCCGACGCCGACGCCGGCUCCCGUCCCGGAGCCCUCCGCGCCGGAGCCGCCACCGCCGGAUGCGCCAACCCAGCCGACGCCCGCGCCAGGGCCGCCUCUUCCGGGAGCGCCUCCUGCGCCAGUCGUGGUGCCCCAGCCGGACGCGCCGGCACCGCCGCCUCCCGACGCACCGGAUGCGCCGGCACCGUCGCCUCCAGAAGCACCGGAUGCGCCGGCACCGCCGCCUCCCGACGCACCGGAUGCGCCGGCACCGAGCCCGCCGCCUCCCGACGCACCGGAUGCGCCGGCACCGAGCCCGCCGCCGCCCGACGCACCGGAUGCACCGGCACCGAGCCCACCGCCGCCCGACGCACCGAGCCCACUGCCGCCUCCCGACGCACCACCGGCACCGAGCCCACCGCCGCCCGACGCACCACCGGCACCGAGCCCACCGCCGCCCGACGCACCGCCGGCACCGAGCCCGCCGCCUCCUGACGCACCGCCGGCACCGAGCCCGCCGCCUCCCGACGCACCGGAUGCGCCGGCACCGCCGCCUCCCGACGCACCGCCGGCACCGAGCCCACCGCCUCCCGACGCACCGCCGGCACCGAGCCCACCGCCGCCGUCGCCGGAUGCGCCGCCGCCGAGCCCGCCGCCUCUCGCGCCGCCGGCUCCUUCGCCGCCGCCGCCGCCUGUGGUACCGAGCCCGCCGCCACCGAAUGCUCCAACUGCGCCAUCGCCGCCGCCACCUGACGCACCGAUGGCUCCGAGCCCACCGCCCCCCGGAGCCCCGGCUGCUCCAUCGCCUCCGCCGCCGGACGCUCCCGUCGUGGUCGUCCUCGCACCUCCGAUUUCUGUUCCGCAGCCCCCGUGCAUCGUGCUCCUCACGCGUCUCACCGAACAGUGCGCCCCGCUGCUGGGAGACGACACGAGCGCGACGAUGAUGCAAGACUGCUGCGAGAUUCUUGCGGAGAUGAACGGUGAGGAGCUCAGAUGCUUUUGCGCGGAGGAUGUACUCGAGCGGCUCGGGACGCAAAUCAGGCCUGUGACGCUCCUGGCUCCAUUCCUGUGCGGUCCUGAGCUCGAGAUCUACUCAGGCGAGUCGUGUGAACUUCAGGCGGAGCCGGUUAUUGUCCCGGUUCCGGCACCCGACCCGCCGGCUCCGUCGCCGCCACCGCCCGAUGCACCGCCCGCACCGGCUGAACCAUCACCGCCGCCGCCGAAUGCACCGACGGCACCGAGUCCGCCGCCGCCCGAUGCGCCGGUCGCACCGUCACCGCCGCCGCCGAAUGCACCAGUCGCGCCGAGCCCACCACCACCGGAUGCUCCAACGUCGCCAUCGCCGCCACCACCGCUCGCACCGACGGCACCGAGCCCACCUCCGCCAGACGCACCGAGCUCACCGAGCCCACCGCCGCCCGACGCACCGAGCCCACCGCCUCCCGACGCACCGACGGCACCGAGCCCGCCGCCGCCCAACGCACCGACUGCACCGAGCCCACCGCCGCCAGCCUCACCGACGGCACCGAGCCCGCCACCGCCAGUAGCACCCCAAGCUCCCCUGCCAGUACCCAAGAAUGCCUGCCCGGUCAUAUCCCUCCGCGGGCGAGGGGCCGGACCCGACCGUAACGAGGCUCUGGUUGGAACCGUGUGGGUUGAUCCGGGCGCGACCGCGAUUGACGCCGAGGACGGCGACCUCACCGAUGAAAUUGUUCGGGACGCGUCGCAGCUGGACACUGCGACGCCCGGGGUCUAUCGGGUCACGUACUCCGUGACCGAUUCCGCUGGGUGCGAAACGCGCGCGGUUCGAUACGUCCGCGUGAUCGCGCUCGUCGCCACCUCCGACGCCGAAUACCUCAGCACGCUCUGUCUGAGGCAGGUUCCGAGGGUGACGAUGACCUGCGAGGUUGGCAUGCAGAGGCACGAGGACCACCGGCCAAACCCGGCGGCGUUUCCCGCGUGUUGCCUCCUGGCACAGGAGAUGGACGCGUCCGCGUGUUUCUGCGACGGUCGCGUCAUCGGCGAGCUCAACGCUCGAAACGCGACGUUCUUUGAGGAUCUCGUGGAUUUCACCCCGAUGGCGUGCGGUUUCAAGAUCAAGACCGGGGAGGUGUGCACUGACAUGCGCGCGCUGGAGAGAUUCUUCGCGGCGGAAAUUGUUGACACCGGCGAGGACGUCGCCACCGUCGAGGAGCUCAUAUCCGAGGGAGGCGCCCUGAACGCAGAGCUGCCGUGCGACGAGCAGGUAGCGGCCGUCACCGCGAUGUGCCAGCGCCUGACCCGCGCGACGCCCGGUCCAGCGCCACUCGUGAGCGACUUUGUGCCGUGCUGCACCGCGGCAGCUGUGCUCAACGUGUCCGAGUGCCUCUGCGACGAAAAUUUUGUCUUUGCCGACGAGGAACGAACCACAUUCCUGCAACAGCUCAUAGGCUUCGCGCCCCUGGGAUGCGGGUUUGCGCUCACGGGAACCUGCCCGGCGAUAACCGACAAACUUGAGCUCCCGAGCGUGGAGGGCAUCACCGUGCCGGACGCGUUCUCGUCAGAAUCUGUCCCGGCGGUUCUUCCAGUGGCGGGCGGAUGGAACACGUCCGCGCUCACCUGGGAGUUCAUGUUCGGUGACGACGACGUCGUGACCGUCGACGACGCGAGUGAGCAGCUCUUCUGGGUACAGGACGGGGGCGUACAGCUUUUCAACCUGAUUUCGUGUGCCGAAUACGUCUCACUCGCGCCUCAGGUCUGCGGCGACGUGAGGCUGAACUCCGAGGUUUCCACGUUUGUGCUCACCGAGUGCUGUGCGUUCCUCCACGCUGCGCACGCUCGAGGGUGCCUGUGCCCCCUCGCGGGACUCGCGGCACUCGCCUUGGUCAAUCCUGACCUCGAGGAUAUCUCACCGAUUGCGUGUGCUUUGCGUUUGGACACGAUUCCGUCUCUCGGCGAGGGAUACUGCAAGACACAGCUCACGCUGGAGCACGUCAUGUCCCCGGCUGAGUCGCAAAUUUUCGAAGAGACAAAAUCAGCAGGCGAUGGGAGCCAGUCGCAGGUGGACUUCUUCGACGAUCGCAACCUGCAGCUGGGUACGUUCAUCGGCGCCGCACCGAGGGCCACGCCCGUUGUCAUCACCACCCCGACGACUCUCAAGAUCGCCGGCGAGGAUGACGCGGUCGUCACCAGCGUCGUUCCGCCGGGGUCCGUCUUCGGGGUCGUCGCGCCGGAGGUUAUGAGAACCGUGAGGGACGCCGACAUCGUGGAGAAUGUCCUCCCGGAGACACUGGCGCCGGGCGAGACCUACGCGAUCCCGUCCAGCGCUAUAGUCACCAGCGAUGUCACGUCACUGCCCACGUACCGCGCGAGCGAGUCCAACUCCAGCGCAGGCGGCGCGGUGGCCAUCAAGGCUGGAGGAGACAACCGGCUCCUGCUCACCGUCCCGGACCUGGGCGGCGUGGUAAAACUGCCGUGGACCGCAUCGCUCGAGCCCGUGCCCGUGAUCCCCGAGGCUAACUACGCCGAAGACGGCACGGACGAGCUCCCCGUGGUCGUCGUCACCAACCACAUCGACGGGGUCACCUCGCUGGUUCCCCUCGCGUCAGACGGCAGAAGCUACGCCGUCGUCAAGGCGGAUGUGGCCGAGGCGGAGGGCGAUACCGACAACGAGGAUUACGAGAACGGGUAUCGCGGUCUGAUCUACGGUAACGGAAACGAGACCGGCCUGGGAAAUAUAGUCCGAGGAUCAACCACCAGCUGUCUGUUCGCGGUCGUCAUCGCGGAGGCGUCCUGCAUUCCGAUGCUGGAGAGCGUCUCUGAAAUUUUCGAGCUUGACAUUGGCUGGCGCGUGUGCUGCUCACGAAUAUCCGCGGUCAACGACGACGGGUGCUUCUGCGACGGCGCCGUGAACGCCGCUCUUGAAGUUACUGCUCGUUCGAACAUCCAUGCGCGGGUCAUGGACGCGAUCCCAGGAGCGUGCGGUUUCCAGCUCACCUCUGGAGAGUCGUGCCCGACGGCUAUCUUUGCCGAUUCCGAGGAUGAAGACAAACUCAACGUGACAACCUCCGACCCAACGCGCGAGCUCGUCUCCAUCCACGCCGACGUAUACACCGCGCCCGAGGUUAUUUCUAGCGUCACCGCCGCGGGUGCCGUGGUGGUCUCCUCCACGGACGCUUCGAGGGACGACGCCGAGGUCGCCGAUAACGUCGCGGCUGAGGGACUCGGCGCAAACUACGACGCCGACACCGGCCUGGUCACCCUCACGCUCCCGGGCGACGCGACCGUCACCGCGGACGUCGCCGUGUUCUACCCGAACGGAAUCAAACCGUCGUCCGUCUCGAGUCCGCCGCCGGGCCCGGUCGCGGCGGAGGCGGUCGCGCUUGAUCCCGAGGAUCCGAGCCGGCCCCUGCCCGGCUACGGCGUCGUCAUGAGCGACGGCCGGAACUUCCUGACCGUCAGCCUCGAGUCCGGUAUGGAGUCGUUCGUCGUCAUGGGCGCCAUAACCCACUGCAAGGGUUUCCCGCUGGAGGUUCCCCAGGUUGUCCUGCCCAUCAUGUAUCGGCCCAGGGGCGGCGACGGCGGCUACGCGCCGCCGCUCUCGGAACCGAAGGUGGAGUGCCUCGGGAUCACGCUCAUCUCCAACCAGGGCGAGGUGCUCAGAGACGACCUCUGCGAUCGUUUCUCGUUCGAAAUCAAGGAUUACGGCGUGGACGUGAUCAUCCGCGACGUGUCCAUAUGCGUCGACUGCGCGCUGACCGGACGGUCAACCGACGGAGCCAUCGCCAGGGUGUCGCACCCGAGAUCCGAUACGCUCGCGGCGAUGCAGCCGGACGUGACCGCGAUGACGUGCGACGUCGACGCCGUCGCCGCGGAGGAUCGACGCCGACGUUUGCUCGAGUCGCCUUCGAACGACCGAAGGCUGCUCCAGUUCCUCGCCGAGCAGUACAGCAACCCGACGGAGGUGAACGACUUCUUCAGCCGGCUCAGGCCGAGCGACGGAGGCGGUGACUGGUCAUCGGGUAGAGACUCGGGGUACGCCCUGAUCGGUGACGAGGAUCCCCGCGACCCUCCAUCGCCCGACGCGCCGACCCCUCCCGAGAUCAUGCCCGAGAAUGUCGUCCUUUGCGUCGACGACGUGGGUCGCCUCGCAGGGAACGUCCAGUGGUGGAGCCGAGGAUCCGGGCCGCUUCAGCCCGGCUUACCCAACCAGCCCUACGACGAGUACGUAUUCUCAGGAUCCGUCGAUGCUUUGGCGGGCGAACGCGGCGUCGACCUCCAAGGCAUCGUGUUACCCAUCGUGUUCAGCCCGUGGGUCCUCGACGACGACGACGGGGGUAACUGGCGCGCGGUGUUUGAUCCGGCGAGCGAGCUCGAGGUCGCGUGCGCGGGUGUCAAAAAAAUCUCCGGCGAUGGCUCCGUGGAACCAUCCACCGACGAACCCUGCGGCGGCGUGACGUUCGCGCUGUCCACCUACUCCUCCCCCGACGGCGGUGAAGAGGGACAGGAGACGCCCACGACGACCGGCGACCGGGCCCCCGCGGUGCUCCUCCUGGAGGUAUCCUUCUCCGCGGUUGGUUCCGUCGACGCCGGCGGCAGGGUCGAGGGCGGCGGACCGAGGGGCGAGAUGUUCCGGGUGCGACACGCGUCGGGCGCGAGCCUCGAUUUCGUCGGUCCCACCGUCGGCGCGCUCGAGUGCGCGCCCGACGGUGUCGUGGGAACGGUCGUGACGGGCAUCGAGCCCUCAUCCAUUGCGCCCUCGAUCCCAACAACGAUCGAGCCCGUUGCGGGUGCCGACGACCGCGGAAGCCUCGUCGUCUCCGGCGCCGACCGCGACGUUUCUUCGUGCGCGGGCCGCCCCGGCCUUAACCUCAAGGGCGAGCUGCUCAACGACGGCGGGUCCCUCAUCAAAGACGAGGCUGGCGACUGCUGCGCGGAUUGCGCCGCCCUGCCCGAGUGCAACGUGUGGGUGUACUGCGAGGGUGACUGCGUCAACUACGCGUACCACAGCUGUUGGCUCAAGCGCGCCGCCGUCGGUUUCGACGCGGGUUCCGCGCCGGACGCGUGGGCGGCGUCGCCGGAGGUGCCGUGGACCUCGGGGUGGUUCCCACCGAAACGAGGGGUUCAGCCGGUGGUGGAUGUGGCGGAGCCGACGGGCGAGCCGCCGGAGGAGCCCGAGGAUACGCCGCCAGAGGAGGCGCCUCCGAUCAGGGUCGUGCCAGUGCCCGUCGGACCCGUCGAGCCCGAGCCCGAGCCCGAGCCCGAGCCCGAGCCCGAGCCGUCGACGACGCCCGCGCCGACGAUCCCGUCCCCUCAAGGCGCAGACGAAGGCUCCGGCGCGACGUUCACGCUCGUCCCCGGUCAGCCAGUCACCAUCCCGGCGGCGGAGAUCACCAUCAUCCCCGGAGGUCCGGAGGUCGUAGCCGUCCCCGCGGGCGAACCGUCGUUCGCCGUCCCGGUCGCGGAUCCCUCAUCGACGACGUGCGCGGACGCCGACGUGUUCGCGUGCCCGCCCGACGCCGUCGCGACGGCACCCCUGUCCACGGCGAGGCUCCGCAGCUCCUUCCAGCUGCUCCGCGCUACAUCGUCCGAGACGGGCGGGUCGGAAACCGAGAGCCUUGAGCUCCUCCGCCCGGGCGACGAAGUCACCGAGAUUUUCGUCACCGGGACCCUCAUCAACGCCAACCUUCAGGAUACGGCGUGCCUGUCCAACCUCGAGGUGCCGUUCGACUUUCCCCGCGUCGUCAUCGCGCGGUCCGGCGACGCGUUCACGGCUCGGCCCGAGGAUUUCAUCGUGCGGUGCUUCUACGUCGGCGUGAGGUCGAGGGAGGCUUCGGCGGCUCCGGGGGCGUCGUCGCCCGCCGCGGGAACGUCCACCCCGCCGCCCCCGCGGUCCUGCGAGGACACCGUGGACCUCGCGAUGACCGAGUCCGGGCCGGUGAUGGCGUUUAAAGACGACGUCGCGUUGUGCCCGGGGUGUUGGCUGGUCGGCGGCCGAGACGGCGUGCUGUUCUCGUGGAGGCACCGCGACGGUUUGAGGCUUCGGGUGGCCGCAGGGGACGAGGUUGGGGACGGCGCCGCGAGGUGCAAGCCGGUGGCGUGA
Molecule: messenger RNA, 9615 nt
Organism: Micromonas commoda
Lineage: Eukaryota; Viridiplantae; Chlorophyta; Mamiellophyceae; Mamiellales; Mamiellaceae
Exons: 2
Coding region: 1-9615 (3204 amino acids)
Source: RefSeq, a predicted model, not a curated record